AUGGCCUUUACAUUUUUAUCCUUAAAGAAAAUGUUUGGCUUGGCUCAAUUUUAUAUCUUAUUGCAGCAAAUGAUGAACUGUAAUAUCUUUUAUUAUGUAUUUUAAUUUCAACCUACAUUUUUGCAAGAUUAUGUUAAUAAUUCUUAUAAUACAGAAUUAUUACGAAAAAGAAUAUUAAAGUAAUAUACUCGCUUUAUAAUUAUAGCCUAAUUUAUAAGGACUUUAACAAUUAGCUAUAGAAUAGAUAUUCUUAAUAUUAGUUAUGUAAAGAAUAAGAUAUUUCUUAAUUAUUUUUAAAUGAAUGUUAGAUUUAUAAUAUUGAUAAUUAUUCAGUGUUUUUUUUAAUUCCAUUUUAUUGUAGGUCUGUUUUAUCUUGGGUCAUCUACCCCUAUUUAUUUAUAAUUAUUUAAAUACUAUUUCAAAUCAAAAAUUUUGGUUUGCAUUUGUUUUAUCAUUUCUAUAAGAGUUCUUUCUUAAUGUCUUUUUAAAUAUAUAAUUAUUUAAUAUUUGAAGUUAUAACUUAAAUUUUAUGA
Molecule: messenger RNA, 533 nt
Organism: Paramecium sonneborni
Lineage: Eukaryota; Ciliophora; Oligohymenophorea; Peniculida; Parameciidae
Source: the annotation of a GenBank genome assembly